Eubalaena glacialis (North Atlantic right whale) is the source of this 1326-nucleotide messenger RNA. RefSeq names its product oligodendrocyte myelin glycoprotein (gene OMG). The coding region runs from base 1 to 1326 and encodes 441 amino acids. Gene Ontology annotation, biological process: neuron projection regeneration. Gene Ontology annotation, molecular function: protein binding. The transcript has a single exon. Lineage: Eukaryota; Metazoa; Chordata; Mammalia; Artiodactyla; Balaenidae. The record is from RefSeq and is a predicted model, not a curated record.
AUGGAAUAUCAGAUAUUGAAAAUGUCUCCCAGCCUGUUCAUCCUUCUGUUUCUCACACCUGGUAUUUUAUGCAUUUGCCCUCUCCAAUGUAUAUGCACCGAGAGGCAAAGGCAUGUGGACUGUUCAGGCAGAAACUUGACUACAUUACCAUCUGGACUGCAAGAGAAUAUUAUCCAUUUAAAUCUGUCUUAUAACCACUUUACUGAUCUGCAUAACCAGUUAACCCAGUACACCAAUCUGAGGACCCUGGACAUUUCAAACAACAGGCUUGAAAGCUUGCCUGCUCAGUUACCUCGGUCCCUCUGGAACAUGUCUGCUGCUAACAACAACAUUAAACUGCUUGAAAAAUCUGAUACUGCUUAUCAGUGGAACCUUAAAUAUCUGGAUGUUUCUAAGAAUAUGCUGGAAAAGGUUGUCCUCAUUAAAAAUACACUAAGAAGUCUUGAGGUUCUCAACCUCAGUAGUAACAAACUCUGGACAGUUCCAACCAACAUGCCCUCCAAACUACAUAUUGUGGACCUGUCUAACAAUUCCUUGACACAAAUCCUUCCAGGAACAUUAAUAAACCUGACAAAUCUCACACAUCUUUACCUGCACAACAAUAAGUUCACAUUCAUUCCAGAUCAAGCUUUUGACCAACUCUUCCAGUUGCAAGAGAUAACCCUUUACAAUAACAGGUGGUCAUGUGACCAUAAACAAAACAUUACUUACUUACUUAAGUGGAUGAUGGAAACAAAAGCCCAUGUAAUAGGGACUCUCUGUUCUAGCCAAAUAUCACCUUUGAAGGAACAUAACAUAUACCCCACACCUUCUGGAUUUACCUCAAGCUUGUUCACUGUAAGUGGGAUGCAGACAGUGGACACCAUUAACUCUCUGAGUAUGGUAACUCAAUCCAAAGUGACCAAAAUACCUAAACAAUAUCGAACAAAGGAAACAACGUUUGGUGCCUCUCUAAGCAAAGACACCACCUUUACUAGCACUGACAAGGCUUUUGUGCCCUAUCCAGAAGAUACAUCCACAGAAACGAUCAAUUCACAUGAAGCAGCAGCUGCAACUCUAACUAUUCACCUCCAAGAUGGAAUGGUUACAAACACAAGCCUCACUAGCUCAACAAAAUCAUCCCCAACACCCAUGACCCUAAGUAUUACUAGUGGCAUGCCAAAUAAUUUCUCUGAAAUGCCUCAACAAAGCACAACCCUUAACUUACGGAGGGAAGAGACAACCACAAAUGUAAAGACUCGCUUACCUUCUUCUGUGGCAAGUGCUUGGAAAGUAAAUGCUUCGUUUCUCUUAAUGCUCAAUGCUGUGGUCAUGCUGGCUGGCUAA